Molecule: messenger RNA, 942 nt
Organism: Rhipicephalus sanguineus (brown dog tick)
Lineage: Eukaryota; Metazoa; Arthropoda; Arachnida; Ixodida; Ixodidae
Product: chorion peroxidase-like
Exons: 7
Biological process (GO): response to oxidative stress
Molecular function (GO): peroxidase activity; heme binding
Source: RefSeq, a predicted model, not a curated record
AUGGGGGCAAGUGGUGACGAGCGCGUGAACGAGCAUCCGGCGCUGACGAGCAUGCACACGGUGUGGCUCCGGCACCACAACCGUGUCGCCCGCCGCCUGCAGCAGCUCAACACUCACUGGGACGACGAUAGGCUCUUCCACGACACGGUACGACGCAUGCGCGCUUGGCGCAUCUUGAAUGCCCAGUGGCAGCACAUCGUGUACGCCGAGUGGCUGCCGCCCAUCCUGGGACCAGAGGCGAUGGUGCGUUACCAGUUGGUGCCCACGGGCCGCAGUCGCUACGCGCCUGACGUGGACGCCACCAUACUCAACGAGUUCGCCGCCGCAGCCUUCCGCCUGGGACACACGCUCAUCGACGGCGUCUUCCAGAGGAUUGACAUCGAUGGCCAGCGUAGUCCAUUUGAGUUGCAGGACUUCUACUUUUUCCCCUUCUACUUGUACCACGGAGACAUGGACAACAUCAUCCGGGGCCUGCUUCGGCAUCCGGGGCAACACUACGACAGCUUCAUCACCGAGGGCGUCACCCACCACCUGUACCGGCUCCGCAACGACUCGUACGGGCUGGACCUGGUCGCGCUGAACCUGCAGCGCGGUCGCGAGCACGGUCUGCGGCCGUACGUGGACUACCUGCAGUACUGCACGGGCUACCAGGCCACCACUUUCGAGGACCUGCUCCAGUACACGCCCGCGCACAUCGUGCAGCUGUACAGCACACUAUACGAUGACGUGACGGACAUCGACCUCUUCACGGGUGGCAUCACGGAGAGCAGCGUCCAGGGCGGCCUGGUCGGUCCCACGUUCGCCUGCAUACUGGGACAGCAGUUCCGUCGGCUCAAGUUUGGCGAUCGAUUCUACUACGAGCACGAGGGACAGGCCGGAUCCUUCGCACCAGAGCAACUUCAGGAGAUCCGAAAGACGACGCUGGCACACAUACUCUGCGAC